GCAGCGGUUGCGUCAUCUGCGUGUGCUGACCGCCACGGCGAAGGUGACGCAGCACGGCAAACGGGGUCGGCGGGCAGUGUGUAUCAGGCAGUGAAAGGAGGAGGUUGUGCGUCGGCCUCUCUCGUUCACAUGUCACGAUUCAGCCCACCCUCUACACCACCCACGCCCCGACACGCCUUCCACCCACGCCCACACGCCACCCCCAGCGCUCCUAAGCCCCCCGGAAGCCCCCGCGUCACCCUUGGAGGAAGUUCGAGGCAGGAGGCGGCCCGCGGAAAACUUUGGGUAGCGUAGCGGGAAGUUCGGGAAGGCAGGUAUGGACCGGAGAAAGGAGUCAUGUUUACCCGGGGAUUACAUGGAUGGGUAAUCUCGGGCGAGGUGUGUGUCCGCGUACCUGUCCUGACGUGAGCUCCGCCGCGGCCAGGGGGACAGACGGACGGAGAGGCUCGGCGAGGACAGGAACACACGCCCCGCACGUCACCAAGCCACGAGAGACUGUCGGAGCCUGUCUUGCCUGAUUUUAAGCCUGUGCCAAGCCUGUUCAGACCGUCAUAUCAAGCCCGUUACUCAUGGUCCCUAGUCUUGUAUUGAGUAUAAAGGUGAUCCCUGGUGUGUUUUGAAUCUGCUAGGGUUUCUUUGAAGUCUGGCACAGAUGUCAUAGAUAGAAACACAAAUGCACUAACCAAAGAAAUAACUGGACUGGUUGUCAAAAAAAGAGAAACCAUAGGAACAAGCAGGUAGAAAACACGUUGCAGCCUCGACUAAACACAGACAGACAGGUAGCAGAAACAAACAAGGGAGUAAGGAACCGGCCCUGGAAAGGAAAGGGACUGGAAGGAACAGGAUCACGAUAACAAAGAAAAGAAACAGAGGAGGAAAAGAGCAGGAAAGGACAAAGCCUGCGAACGGACGGCUGAGCAGAACACGCAGACGGACUGUUGAUGCGUGUGGGGGUCAACGGCUGGGGCAAGAAAGUGCCUAGCAGACGCCCAGGUGACCGCCACGAGGAGGCUUUGGCCACUCACGCAGAACACGUCACGAGUCACUACACCGCGGGAAAGAAAAACAACAAGUCAUUGCGGCCGAAGAGAAAAUCCACACGUGGCAAGGUUCUGCGUCACUGCGUCUCCUUUGUCUGUCUGCGUCAUCAUCUGCGUUCGUCUGCGUCAGUAUCUCCGUCUGCCUCUCCUGAAAAAUGUAUAUUGAAAAAGUGAGAGAAAGGUAAUGGCAAAGGGAUUGAAUGAGAAAAUAAAGAGUGAAGGGCAAAAGUACUUCUGAGACAAGAAAAAUUAAAGAAAAAAGGUUGAUUGUACUGUACGUGGCUCUUCAUUCUCGUUGUUGUGGCUUUUUUGUGUUUUUAUUUCCUCUCUCCACAUUUUCCGUGGUGAUAGAAAGGAAGAAAAAAAGUCUCUUUGCUAAGGUGUGAGUCCGCUGUGAAGGGUUGAAUUAAACUUUGCACAGAAAGAACGAAAAAGUAUUAAGAGCAAGGGAUUUUUCUUUACUAAUAUUGCGUCUCCUCCGUCUUAAGGUCAGGUGGUGUUACUUUCUCAACUUUCUUUAAUGAAGUUUACUCUGGAAAGUGAAUAAAGAAAAGACACUGGUUGCACUUCCAAGUACGAGGCAGUUUUCUCUCUCUCUCUCAAUCUAUCUAUCUCCAUAUCUCUCUCUCGUGCUAUUCACAAGUAUUGAUGGCUCGAGCUGAGACGAACGACAAACAAAUAACAGAAGAAAGAGAACAGUGAGGUGAAAGAAAAAGCAAAGAAGUCCAAAUAGAAACACAAGAAACUGAGAAAAGACUGUUAGAGAAGGAAAAUAAGAGUCGAGGAGCCAAAGGAAACAGAAGAAUAAAACUGAGAGCGUGAGAUAGGAACAGGACAAAGAAAAGGAGGAGGAGGAGAGAAAGAUCGGACAAAAGAGGCGAAAAAGACAAAGUAGAAACAAAAGAAACUGAGAAAAGACUGUAAAGGGGAGGAGAGCUGAAGUGGAGAACAUGAGAAAGUAGACGAAAAGAAAACUCAGAACAAAGGAAGGAGCCAAAUAAGAAGGAGGAGGAGGAGGAGGAAGGAGAACUAAAGGAAACAGAAAAAUAGAAAGAACGCGAAGUAACAAGAGGACAAAGAAGUGACCAGAGAAGGGGAGAAGGAGAAGCAGGAGGAGAAAGAGUAGAGUGGAGGGGGAUACAGUAACGCCACACCCACGCAAUGCUCUCGUACCUGCACACCGAUGACAACCACUUCGCAGAGGACCACACGAGGGCGUUACCUGGACUAAUUACGUGACUCGGCAGGUGUGAGUGCGUUCUGAACCUUCCCCAUGGCGUCGUGUUCCCCCCUGGUCGUUGUUGUCGUCGUUUCCGUACUUGUUGUUGUCUCUCCGUCUGAACUCUCAAGAUGAAUGUCUGUGAUAAGUGGCUUGUCUCGAGGCGCCCUUAAUCUUACCUGUGUCUGGUGAUUAGUCUACCUGAGCACACCUGUUGACACCUCUGCACAGACUAUCCCUAUACCUGCUUGCAUACAGACUCACACUUGCGCAAACACACACACGCGCAAACAAACACACACGCAAACACACACACACACACACACACACACACACACACACACACACACACACACACACACACACACACACACACACUCACACAUGUUCGUGGUCUUUUGUGUCACCUGAAAAAAAAAAGAACUGUGAUGCAAAACCCUCCACGUAAAGACAAACUGGAGAUUACUCAGUGAAAGAAAAAUACAAGACCGGUGAACAAAAGAAAAUAAAGAAAGAAAUAGAAAGUAAAGAACGAAAACAAGACUGAGCAGGAAAAAUAUUUAAAAAGAUCCCCCACUUGACCCAAAAUCGAGAAAAAAAUACAAAUCAUGAAACCCCGCGAGUGUGACCUCCUUCCACGCUGACCUCUGACCUAAGCUGACCUUCUGCGACCCCAACCAGCCAGGCAAACACGUAGCCAUGCCGGGGACGGAGGUAACGGUCGAGGACGUGGACGUGGACGUGGAGAUCAGGGGGCCGGUGCUGACCGUGGGGAUGACCUUUCCGGCGGUGGAGGCUUGGCUGGACGCGCACCCCGACCUCGCCGCGGACUACUUCGUGAGGAAAGCCGAGCUGAGCGCCGUCAACAAGUGGCUGGUGGCGCACGGCUUCCUGACGGUGACGCAGGGCUCCUCCAGCAGGCGCGGGUCCAACAGUCUCACCGGCAGCCCGUCUAACAGCCCGUCCUCGCCUAUUGACAAGAUGGUGGAGUCGCCCUUCUCCGGGGACGACGAGUUGUCCCGCCGCCCCAACUCGAAGCGGUACCUGCGCCACAACUUCGCCAAGAGCAAAAGCAAGAGCGUCUUCAGGACCUACGAACCCUCGGCGGCGUCUGCGGCGGCGGAGGCACGACGGAGCAGCUUCAGAGCCAUGAGAAAGUACAGCUCCCUUCCACCCUCAUCGAACUACAUGCUCUGUCUUCUGAUCGAGUCGAAGGUCCGCCUGCCACGCUUCGAGAGCACCACGCUAGACCACAAGAAGGAGUUGCGGUCCAAUGACGAGAAGGACUUUUUCCUCAACAUCGUUAAGGACAUCGCCAACGACCUGGACCUGAAGAGCCUGACGCACAAGAUCAUCGUCAACCUGCGGGUGCUGAUGUGUGCUGACGGCGCCUCGCUCUUCAUUGUGCAGAACACGAGCGCCGGGAAAAAGGUCCUCGUCUCAAAGGUGUUCGACGUCCACAGUGGCACCAAUAUCUACCCCGCCACCACCGAGGACAACGCCAUGGAGGUGCCCUGGGGGAAAGGUAUCCUGGGCCACGUGGCUGAGACGGGGGACACCAUUAACCUCACCUCAGCCUACCAGGACCCUCGCUACAACGACGAGGUGGACCGUAUCACCGGCUACCGCACCGACUCCCUGCUGUGCCUGCCCGUCAAGAACUCAUACGACGAGAUCAUCGCCGUGGCCCAGGUGGUCAACAAGAACUCCGACUACAACCACGGCGCCUUCACCCUCAAGGACGCGAAGGUGUUCGAGACUUACCUGCAGUUCGUGGGCAUCGCCAUCACCAACGCCCAGCUGAUGGAGGCGUCCCAGGCAGAGUACGAGAGGAACAGGAGUCUGCUGGAGGUGGUGCACGAUUUGUUCGAGGAGCAGACGUCGAUCGAAAACGUGAUCCUCAAGACGCUGCAGCGGGCACAGCGGCUCCUCAAGUGCGAGCGUGCCGCCGUGAUGCUGUUGGAGGACGGCAGCGAGGAGGGAGACCAGCCCGGAGGAGUAGUAGGCGGAGGACUAACAGGAGGAGGUGGAGGUGGAGGAGGCGGAGGAGGGGGAGGAGGGGGCAGUGAAGGAGGGGAGGAGGGCCAAGGCUGGGUGGUGGUGCGGCGCGAGACAGACACCCCUCUCUCCCCCCCUCCCAUGUCCACCGUCAACAAGGUCAUGGCGCAAGUGACCACGCGGAACAACAAGGUCAGGGAAUCGAAGCCGCGUCCACCUCCUCCACCGCCUCCACCGCCGAUACUGCUCCUCCAACCACCGCGCCUGCAUAUGACCCGCCUGCAACCACCGCCUCCACCUCCACCGCCCUUGCUGCCGCCUCUUCCACCCAAAGUGCCAAAUGACGUCAAAAGCGUGCCAACCGGAGGGCGUGGUCAAGAGAUGUUGGAUACUUCACUAGCGUCUGCAGGCAAGAAACAGAAUGUGAAGUUUUCCAGAAUAUUUGAGCUGAACUGUCCCGUGUCCGGCCAGAGCACCAACAAUGCCAAGCAGGUGGGCUCGAGUGAGAUGGCCAAGCACCUCCUUCACUUGGCGGAGCAGGUGGCCUCGACAGGGGAGAACCUUAACAUAGCCGAGUGUUUGGAGGUGGAGAAGGGGAGUGCAGGCAACGUGAGGUCCAUGUUAGCGAUGCCCAUACGAAACAGGAACUUCCAGAUAAUUGGUGUGGCGAAGAUCAUUAACAAGCUGAACGGCCAACCCUUUGAUGAGAAUGAUGAGCAGCUUUUUGAGGCCUUCACCAUCUUUUGUGGCCUGGGCAUCAACAACACCCUCAUGUACAACGAGCUGGAGAAGGCCAUGGCCAGGCAGAAGGUGGCCAUUGAGGUCUUGUCAUAUCACGCCACGGCUUCUGCGGACGAGGUGUUGAGUCUCCAGCGCGAGGUCAUUCCUGAGGCCAGCAAGUGGAAUCUGGGUUCCCUAACCUUUGACGACUUCUCCCUCUCGCAAGACCAAAUGGUGCUCGCUGCCGUCAGGAUGUUCUCCGACCUCAGGCUGACCUCCAGGUUCAAGAUAGAGUACAAGACCCUGCUGAGGUGGCUCAUCACAGUGAAGAGAAACUACCGUAACGUCACCUACCACAACUGGCGCCACGCCUUCAACGUUGCCCACAACAUGUUUGCUCUACUGAAGAGUUGCAAUUUGAUGUCCAGCUUUGAGGACGUAGAGUGCCUGGCCAUGUUUGUCGGGUGUCUGUGUCACGACCUGGACCACCGCGGCACCAACAACUCCUUCCAGGAAAAGACAGGGUCAGCGCUGGCACUGCUGUACGGCACCCAGAACACCAUGGAGCAGCACCACUUCAACCACGCAGUGAUGAUCCUCAACUCUGAGGGGCACAACAUCUUCAGCAACCUGUCGUCGACGCAGUACUCGAGGGUCAUGAAUGUUCUGAAGGCAUCCAUCCUGGCCACUGACCUCACUGUGUACUUCCAAGUUCGAACACAGUUCUUCUCCUUGGUGAAUGAAGGGCAGUUUGAUAUGACCAACAGGAGUCACCGGGACCUCCUCCGCUCCCUCCUCAUGACUGCCUGUGACAUUGCUGCCUCCACCAAGCCCUGGGAUAUACAGUUCAAGGUGGCUCAGCUGGUGACCUCAGAGUUCUUCGACCAAGGUGACCUUGAGAAAACAACACUGAAAAUCACCCCCCCAGCACUCAUGGACCGAGACAGAAAACAUGAGCUUCCUCUCCUCCAGAUGCGCUGGAUCAAGGACAUUUGUCUCCCACUCUUUGAGGGCCUAGCAAAGGUGAUCCCCAAGUUGGCACCAAUGCGGGAUGGAGCCCUGAAGAACAUGGCCAAGUGGUCCAAGAUUGCGGCGGCCCAGGAGAACGGUGCCUGUGACCUGCUGGAGCCUCCCAAUCCCCCGCCGAGGGUCCCUGAUGGAUAGUCCACGUUGAGCUGCUGGAAGAACCAAGUCUGUUGUCUGUUAUAAGGCCUCAGUGACUCAGUCGGGUGGUGGCAAGGGAUGGAGGAGGAUAUACAGCAGUGAUAACAAAGAAUAUGAAACUCAGGAACAGUACUGAAGUGAUGAAGGAUAUACAGUGAAGACUGGUGAAGGAUAUAAAUGCACGGUUAUUAAAAGAUUUAUAGAAAGCUGUGCAGGUGUGGAUGUGGAAAACUAUAGCAGUAGCAGUGCCUGUGAAAGAAAGUACAUGGAGUGGCGAUAAAAGGAUUAUGUUCAUCAGUGGCUGUAAAGAACAGGACACUUGAUCUGUGCAGCAAUAAAAGAUCAUAUUGUAGCCCCUGUUGUUUGAUAAGUUUGCUGUGCAGUAAAGAGAUUAUGUAGACUCCUGUUACCUAUUUGAUGGUGUGCAGAGAUAAAGUGCAUUAGCAAUACCUCAUGCACAUGGCAUCAGAAUGAAACAGGUGAAGUGAGAUGGUUUUGAAAUGGUUUAUAACUUUGCCAAGAGAAAUGCCAAACAUUGUCUAUGAAGAGACAGCCAUCCCUUUCCUAAUGCAUGAGUGAGAUGACAGAAAAAGACUCAAGAAUAAAGAGGAAAGACAUUGCCUGAUCACUCUGUUCCUCCCCAAACACCAGUGCCUCCAUGCCCCACCUGGCACUGUCUCACCUUGCCGUGGCCUCAACAAACAGACUCCAGACUUGGUUCUUCCCCGACAACCUCUUCCCUUUGUCGGAUGUCGGUAGUGCAGCUCAACCCUCGGAGUACAUUACGCCAGAUCUUGGCAACCCAACUAAGAGUGUCAACCAGGAGUGUUAGGUGCAUUGUUUGUUUUCCUGUUGAAUUGAUUGAUUGAUUGAUUAUUUGCAUAUUGAUUUCCAUUUGAGCAAUUCGUCAUAGUGUUGGUAGAACUAUCUGAACCUUGAACUUUUCUGAUAGUAAUUAGAGUCAGUAGAAACGAAGGGUUUACUUGCAAAAAUUCAAUACUUUUUUUUACUGAACUUUGACUUGAUACUGAACACCUAAAAUGCUGGCCAGUAUUAAAAUAUGUCCUCCAAAAUUCUAGAGAGUAACAAGCUGAAAAUUGUAAUGUCGAAUAUGCAUGUGACAUCAAUCGAACAUCUGUGAUAUAGGUGAUUAGGAACGCUAAUUAGCAAGUUUUGGGGUGUGUCUCGGAAAUCCACCAAUUGUAUCAUACAUUGAAAGCCUGAAUCUUGAUUUUUUUACCUGAAACUCACAUAUAGCUAAAAGAAUUACCUUUCCAGCCCUUUGUAGGUAUAUGGCUUUCAUGGGGCAUCUCAUCUCUAACUUAUUGACUGUUCACUUGUAAGUCGGCUAAAGUGAACUGUUGUUACCAGCGUAACUUUGCUUUUUUGGGUGUGAUAAGUGCAUUGCCUACGGCCGAUAGGCUUUGAGUGUGGCCACAACAAUGCUGACGUGAGGAUGCUGAAAUGGUUAAAAGUGGUGAAGCUUAUUGACUAGUGAGCAGCACAUUUUUGGCGGCUGCUGCAUCAACAUAUCCCUGGUGAAGGACGGUUUUUGACAUGUAACACUUUGGAAGCUGUUAAUAAUGCCAUAUAUUUGUAAAUGACAACUUUUCUUAGCUAAACUUUACAUAUACAUCAAUAUAUACAUAUACACACAUACAUAGACAAAUAUAUAGCUACAAGCACUCAUGUAAUUGAUUAAAAUAGAGGUGAUUGUGGUACUAUUCUGCAGUUUUCUCUAUGUACACACACACACACACACACACACACAUACACAUACACAUCUUUAGUGAAAAUAUGAGAAAGUGAGUGAGUGAGUGAAUGAGUGAGUGUGUCCUUUGUGUUAUACAGAACAAUGAUAAGAUAGCAUAAAGAUAGCAGGAAAAAGUUUACUUGAAACACUACAAUAUAUUGAUCAUAAAAAAAAGAACAUAUAUCUUUGACUACCUCUUGCUUCUGCUACUCUAUAAGUACUACUACUGUGCUAAUACUACUUCUGCUACUACAGUACCAAUACCACUGUUACUAAUACCACCACUACUACUACUGUUACUACUGUUGCACACACAUACAACAUGCUACUAUAAUGCAUACUCCUAUCAAUCAGUACACCUCACAUAUAGGACAGUAGGCUACAGUGGAAGGUUUUAUCAUCAUACUGGAUGCUGAUCAGUUAUUCUCAGAGAUUAUUAAGACUACUUCUGUGACCAAGCAAUUCUCUUUGUGGACGAUGUGUUACUAGCUUCCAGAAAUGCUUCAGCUGUACUACUAAGUCUCCUGCACAAAGUGUUAUUUUGCUGUCCUCUCACUCCCCCAUCCCAUGAUAGUCUUUUUAGUUUUGUUUCUGUUCGCUUUUUUUUCUGCAGCUAUAUUUACAUAAGAAAGAACAAGUUGAAUAUGAGGUUAUUAUUUAUGAUACCAUUUAUUUUCUAGCAAAAGUUGUGGACACUCUCGGGGGAGUGUGGCUCUGUGACCUACCCAGACUCAAAGAGAAUCAGGAUCAUGUUAAAAUGUGAGAAAAUAAGAAACCUGGAUAAUUUAUGACAUUCAGUUCUUUCAUAAUUUUCUAUAAUUGAUGGGCAUCUAGUUUUUACUCAUGUAUUACUCCCUUCCUCAUUGCCCUCAUCAAGCUUUCAGAAAAGACUCUUUUUGCUUAUGUAUAUCCUGCUAUACAUUCCACAAAAGGCUCUUAUAUAUUUCAUUAUAUUAAAAAAAAAUAAAAAAAAACAGUUCUGUAUCAAGACAGUAGGGUGGGGAUCACAAAGUUUUUUUCCAUUUUAAUUAUCAGUGGCUGUGAACAUGGCAGGACUUCUCUGAAUUGGCCCUUCAGUCAAGUGCACAGUUUGCUAUCAGUGCGUCUUCUGAGUUCCAAGCUUUAUAUCUUCCUGAGAUUGUACUUGUCAAGGAAGUCUUGGGCUUUUCCUUUACUGUGUCAUGUGCAGUCCUGUGCAAAUGAAAAGAAUGUAAGAUAUGAAGCUCACCAAAACUUGAUACUCAACACUUUUACAUAUUCAUCUCUGCUUUGUAUGUUUUAACUUUGAUCUGUUGAACCAUGUCAUCAGGCAACAGAGUCCACUUUCAUGCUGAAAUAUGUAAACUGAUAUGAGGCUUGAACAACACAACAUGGUUGAAUGUGCAUGCUA
Eriocheir sinensis (Chinese mitten crab) is the source of this 9284-nucleotide messenger RNA. Its product is annotated as dual 3',5'-cyclic-AMP and -GMP phosphodiesterase 11A-like. NCBI's taxonomy places the organism in Eukaryota, Metazoa, Arthropoda, Malacostraca, Decapoda, Varunidae. The coding region runs from base 2959 to 6141 and encodes 1060 amino acids. Gene Ontology annotation, molecular function: protein binding; 3',5'-cyclic-nucleotide phosphodiesterase activity. The record is from RefSeq and is a predicted model, not a curated record. Gene Ontology annotation, biological process: signal transduction. The transcript has 24 exons.